Acaulospora morrowiae is the source of this 207-nucleotide messenger RNA. The record is from the annotation of a GenBank genome assembly. Lineage: Eukaryota; Fungi; Glomeromycota; Glomeromycetes; Diversisporales; Acaulosporaceae.
AUGAAUACCUGUUCCGAUGGUAAUGCCAGGUUACAGAGAAUUCAUAAGGAGACUUCACCAAGCACCAAGAAUUCGAAAGAACUAGUGAAAGUUGACAUGGGUCAAGAGGGUUGUGUCAAUAUCCUCGUGAAUGCAAGCUUAGUUCAUCGAAUUCCUCAGAAUCUUCGGCCAGCUGCGAUGGUGGCAUUCGGACGCAUGCUGGAAUAG